Molecule: messenger RNA, 857 nt
Organism: Vigna angularis (adzuki bean)
Lineage: Eukaryota; Viridiplantae; Streptophyta; Magnoliopsida; Fabales; Fabaceae
Product: transcription initiation factor TFIID subunit 9
Exons: 3
Coding region: 133-672 (179 amino acids)
Biological process (GO): RNA polymerase II preinitiation complex assembly; DNA-templated transcription initiation
Cellular component (GO): SAGA complex; transcription factor TFIID complex
Molecular function (GO): RNA polymerase II general transcription initiation factor activity; transcription coactivator activity; protein heterodimerization activity
Source: RefSeq, a predicted model, not a curated record
AAACCCUAUAUUCAGAAUUCAGAAACAUAUCUAACGUCAGUUUUCACUUUUGAGCAGAGCAGCCUCCGAUUCCGGCACGGUGGGCGGCAUUGCAGAUUCUCGGUGGUUCAUCUCCGCGCCGACUGGACAGGCAUGUCAGAUAAAGAUGAAGAGUUGGCUAUGCCAAGGGAUGCAAAGAUUGUGAAGUCUUUGUUGAAAUCAAUGGGCGUGGGGGACUACGAACCUCCUGUUAUACACACGUUCCUUGAGUUAUGGUAUCGCUAUAUAGUUGAUGUGUUAACGGAUGCCCAAGUGUAUUCAGAGCACGCAGGCAAGUCCGAAAUCGACUGCGAUGAUGUUAAGCUUGCAAUUCAAUCCAAGCUUAACUUCAGUUUCUCGCAACCACCUCCUCGCGAGGUGCUUCUGGAGUUGGCUCAAAAUCGCAACAAGAUACCACUGCCAAAGACUAUAGCUGGACCUGGUAUCCCGCUUCCACCUGAUCAGGACACGUUAAUCAGUCCCAACUACAUGUUUGGAAUUCCAAGCCAAGGGUAUGGUGAACCUGAAGAAACAGAGGAUGAAGAAACUAGUAUUCCCAACCCCUCUCAGGAAGAGAAGACAGACAUGCAGCAGCAGGAUCCCCAUCAAAGAGUAUCAUUUCCCCUACCCAAAUGCCAAAAGGACUAUUUUUAAGUCCCGACAGCCUUUAAUGAUUAACAAUCUUACUAUAGCUUUACACGAACUUGUUUUACUACAGUGGUAGUAACAAAAACUAAAAAUUUUGUAGCUUGUUCAAUUUGUACUUUUGUAGAGUCCACUGCCGACAUCGAAACAAAUUGGUUUCAAAACGGCUCAUUGCAGUCAGAAGUUCUUGUGAA